AUGGUCUCAAAACGUCGACUUGCGCAAGUUAAGAAGGGAAAGGAUGUUUCUGGACCCGCCGAAGCACCUUCUAUCGAAGCAGAAAGCAGAGAACAACGCGAAGAAGGUAUGCUUCUGACCAAGCUGCAUACGAUUUUGGCGGAUAAAGCUCCUGAAGCUUUGCCGCUUCUUAAUCGUUUGUUGAACUUGGUCAGACAAUCGGCCAGUCUAGAGCUUCUGAUCAAUAAAAAACGAUCCCGCUCCAUUGUUAUAUCUGGGGUGCCGGAACUUAACAAUGGUAUCGCAUCCGAACGUCAAGCACAUACGGAGAAAUCUGUCAUAUCGGUGUUCUUGACAAAUUGGAUAUCGAAGCAAAGCUUACUGAAAUCUACAGACUAG
Molecule: messenger RNA, 378 nt
Organism: Cylicocyclus nassatus
Lineage: Eukaryota; Metazoa; Nematoda; Chromadorea; Rhabditida; Strongylidae
Source: the annotation of a GenBank genome assembly